Messenger RNA from Leptosia nina, 1689 nucleotides. The record is from the annotation of a GenBank genome assembly. Lineage: Eukaryota; Metazoa; Arthropoda; Insecta; Lepidoptera; Pieridae.
AUGGCUAUUAACUUAGAUAAAUAUAAACCCGAUCUUAUUGCUGCCUGGAAAGAGGUUUUAGACGAGAAAAGUGAGACCGAUUGGGCCCUAUUUGGUUAUGAUGGACUGUCAAAUGAUCUCAAAUUUAUCAGCAAAGGUGAUGGUGGUCUCACUGAAUUGGUGGAUGAGUUUAACAGUGGAAAGAUACAGUAUGCCUUCUUAAAGGUGGACAUUCCAAAUAGUAGCAUAUCUAAAUAUGUACUUAUCAACUGGCAGGGUGAAGGUGCUCCCACAGUAAGAAAAGGUACCUGCGCGAACCACGUCAAACAUGUAGCGCAACUCUUCACGGGUUUCCACACGACGAUGCACGCAAGAACAGAGGAUGACCUAGACGAGAAGAUCAUAUUGGAUAAGUUGGCAAAGGCUGGAUCAGCUUUCAACUUCAAAACUAGCAGGCAUGAAGAGUUGCCGCCUAGCGGGCCGAUCGGCACUACUUAUCACAAGGUUAAUCCAGUACAAGAAAUCAAUUCUAAAGAAAGGGACCAGUUCUGGUUAAAAGAAGAACAAGAGGAAAAGAAGAGAAUAGAGGCGGAGCGAAAGAGAAGAGAAGAGGAAAAGAGAAAAGCCGAGGAAGAAGGAAGAAAAAGAGACGAACGCGAAGCAGCGAAAAGAGAUAAAGCUGAACAAAACAUAUCGCAAGAGAAAGCACCCAGAUCUAGUGUAAGUGAACGGAGCGUUGAGGCUCGCGAACUAAUUGGUGCUUCGACGUCGGCUGCGAGAAAGAUGUUCCAACAGAAUCUGGCGCAAGGGCAGAUUUAUAAUAGAUCUCCAUCAAAUAUACCAGAGAAACCAGUACGAAGUUCAGUUAUCGCGCAACGCAUCAAUGCGUUCUCGCAAAAUACGUCACAGCCCUCAUCACCCAUUCACGCACCUAAAUCACCGACCAUAGAGAAACCAGCAGAACCGAACAACGUCACCACCGAGCUACCUCCUAUCCCGCCGACCACAGAUAAGACGAUAGACAAACCGGAAUCGCAAAAGUUACAAGAAGAUACAACUGAGCAAGCGAAGACGAGCCCCCUCAAAAACAUAGAUAAGAUAAAGAUGAGCUUGGAGACGCCGUCACAGAUACAAUAUGAGCCAAUAAUAGAUCCAACCGUGGAUUUGAGCCCGAGCACAGAGAACGAACCGAGUUCGUUUAGCGCGGUCAAUUACACAGAGUACCAGGAUUUCAGAGAUUUGAAGCAAUGUGAGCCGAUGAUAAAGCAGAAUAUUCUAGAGAACGAUAUAUUUGACGCGUCCUACUCGAGUUCGAAUGAGAACGAUGACGAUGAUUCAGAUAAUAAGUUCAGUACGAUUAAACGGUCCCCGUAUAGCAAGAAUAAUGAUGCAGAAUUGAGUAGACAGAAUACGGUUAUCGAGAAUGUGAAUUAUAAGAAGGAAAAUGGGGCAACGCAUGAAGAUAUAUCUCCGGAAGGUAAUGACGAGAAUUCAAUAUAUGAAGACCUGGACGAUGAUCCUGGGCUAACUGCGAGGGCACUGUACGAUUAUCAAGCUGCGGACGAUACAGAGAUUACGUUCGAUCCGGGUGAUAUAAUCACUCACAUAGAGCAGAUAGACGCCGGCUGGUGGCAGGGGCUCGGCCCCCACGGGGUCUUCGGUCUGUUCCCUGCGAAUUAUGUAGAACUCCUACCUUGUGAUCCACGCUAG